Messenger RNA from Quercus robur (English oak), 798 nucleotides. RefSeq names its product glutathione S-transferase T3-like. The transcript has 2 exons. The coding region runs from base 1 to 798 and encodes 265 amino acids. NCBI's taxonomy places the organism in Eukaryota, Viridiplantae, Streptophyta, Magnoliopsida, Fagales, Fagaceae. The record is from RefSeq and is a predicted model, not a curated record.
AUGAAUGGGGAUAUAGAAAUUGACUCGCAACUUUUGGGAAUGUCUCAAAAUACUCUUAUAUCAGUUUCUAACUCUCCACCUCAAGUUGAAAAUGCAUCUUCUAAAAAAGGAAAAUGGGGCUCUAACUUUAGUGUAGAGGAAGAUCAACUCCUAGUGUCAGCAAGGCUCAAUACUAGUGUUGAUGCCAUAAACAGUAGUGAACAAACACAAAAUACAUUUUGUCAAAAAGUUUGGGAAUACUUCACACAGUACAAUACAUCUGGUACCACACGUACUAUUAUCUCCUUGAUAAGUUGUUGGAGAAUGAUUAGUGAAAAGACAAAUAAGUUUGUCGGAUGUAGGGCUAAAGUUAACGCACAUCAUCAAAGUGGUAUAACCAAACAAGAUAAGAUUACCAAUGCGAAAGCUUUGUAUAAAGAGACGUACAAGAAACCCUUUCUUCUUGAACAUUGUUGGCUCAUGUUAAAGGACCAACCAAAGUUUGCCGAUCCUAAUAGAAGAUCAAAAGCAUCCAUGCCUCCAACUCCGAAGUCAACAUCUAUUGGCGAAGGGGAUUGUGGGUCCGGACUUGGUGACACUUCCAAUUUUGAGAGGCCAAUUGGUAGGAAGGCGGAAAAAGCCAUCCGUAAGGACAAAACCACCGGAAAAGAUGUAAGACAAUAUUUGACCAAGAAAUUGAAAUUUAUUGAGGAUGUAAUUCGAUUGGAAGAGGAAAAAUUGUCUAUUGAGAGGGAAAAACUUGCGAUUGAGAAGGAAAGAAGUGAAGAAAAACUUAAGAUUGAGAAGAAAAAAAUUUGA